CGUGUACCAUUUUGUGUUGUACUACGCACACAAAACGUAAACGCAUACACUCUCGGAGUAUUCAAACUGGUUCGAAGAUAACGCGAGGUCGGUCGCUAAAACAGCUGCAAGAUUUUUCUUCUGAGAUAUUUUCAAUCUCGACGCUCUCAUUCGCCAACUCAAUAAUGGGCAAACUACUCCCUUUUCUCAUCUUUCCUUCUAACCUCUUCCGCCGCCGAAUGUUCAACAUUGGAAAUCGUGAGAAAAGAGAACGUUUAGUCUAGUCCAGUGUUUCCGAGAAUCAACUAACCUAAAAAGGCGGGAGAAUUAUAUGUUUUGAGAAGCGUCUCAACAAACGCUCCUUCUGAAUGUUUUAUUCGUUAUUCUUUAUCACUCCUGAUUACUUCUUUUGCAAAAAUGGGAGUAAAAGACUUUUGGAACAUUGUUUCGCCUUCGUGCGAGCGAAAACCACUCUUCGAACUUCAGGGUAAAACCAUCGCGAUAGAUCUGAGUUGUUGGGUCGUUGACAGCCAAACUGUUACUGAUAAUUGUGCACAGCCAAAAAUGUAUCUUCGGAAUCUUUAUUUUCGCACUGCAUACUUGUUGAUGCAAGAAAUAUCUCCGAUUUUUGUGCUCGAGGGUAAAGCUCCUGAACUCAAACACAAAGAAAUUGCUAGAAGAAACGAGCUCAGGAAUGAAGGAGAAAGAAAGACAACCAAAAAAGUUGGGCGCACAAGAUUCAAUAGGAUUCUCAAAGAAUGUCAAACUAUGUUGGAAUUCAUGGGACUGAAAUGCGUCAAAGGGUCUGGAGAGGCUGAAGCAAUGUGUGCGUACUUGAAUGCUGAUGGGCUAGUAGAUGCUUGCAUAAGUCAGGACAGCGACUGUUUUCUCUACGGAGCGAAAACGGUGUAUCGAAACUUUUGCAUAAGCGCUGGGAAGAGCAGUUGUUCAGGUGGUUCGGUCGAUGAGUAUUCCAUCGAGAAGAUCGAGAGACUUUAUCAAAUCGGAAGAAACAAAAUGGUGGUGAUGGCAUUGUUGUGUGGUUGUGAUUACGACGACGGUGUAAGUGGAGUAGGAAAAGAAGCUGUGCUGAAACUCUUCAAACUCGUUGACGACAAGGACAUUUUUGACAGAAUUACAAGUUGGCCAACGGAUCCGAAGUUCAAGCAAAUGGAAUCCAAAUUAAAAGAUCCGAAUAUUUGUACGUCUUGCGGACACGAAGGAAAAGUUAGAACUCAUGCAAAAUCGGGCUGCGCCGAUUGUGGGACUGUUUCAAAAUGCAACGAUUCUUACAAAGAAACGAGAGCUCUCAUAUCGAACGAGAUAGCCCUUCGUAAGAAAGCUCUCGCCGUUGAGGGCUUCCCAAACCAGGAACUCAUCGAUGAAUUUCUCGUGAGGAGGGAUCCGAUGCCAUCGCGUUUGGAUCUACAGUGGAGGCAGCCCAAAAUUCUCGAAUUUGUUGAAUUCAUGGAGCGCCACGUAUGUUGGGAGCCAGAGUACGCUUUCGCAAAGAUUUUUCCGUUGACAACACGAUGGCAAUUGAGACAUUUAGCAGUAAUUCCAAAAGCGGAUCGUCUUUUGAUGAAGGGUAUAAUGAUACCGGAAAGAAUAAAGAAAAUCCGUAACCUGAAGAGCAUUGCGAGUUACGAAGUCGUCUGGUCGGACAAGGACGGAAUAUUGGAAGGUUUGACGCUGGGCCAAACAUCAGACGAGGAGAAUAGCGUUACGAUCGAGAACGAAAGCAACGAACUUGUGUCGAUCGAACCACAGGACGCUUUCACCAAAUGUUAUCCCGAAUUGACUGAAGAGUUCGAAAGCGCGAGGUUAGCGAAGAAAAAAAAACCAGCGAAAGCACGAAAGAAAAAAGCUCUGGCAGAGAACGAGGACGAAACGACGACAAAGAAAAAAACAGCAGUUAGGAGACCCAGGAAAAUAGCAGCUGAGAAAGGGAAUCGUAAAAUCGACGAUUUUAUUCAACGAGUCAAGGAUCUCGAGGAAUCGUUCGAAGCUAUCUCCAUCGCGACGAAACGGAGCAAACCCACUGACUCGUUACAUCCUGAGAAACCAAUCGCAUCAGGAACUCCCAAAAAAGGACCCCAGUUCGACAAAGUUUUGGCCACCGAGGGUUGCGCCUCCCGUCACAACGACACCCUCGGCAGAAUGUUCGAUGAAUUGACGCCGGACGAUUUUCCAAGUGAUAUGGAAAACGAGGUCUACGAUAUUUCCGAAAUAGUCGACAGAGUUUGCGGCAAACAAGGUAACGACGUUGAAUUCGAUUUGAGGAGUAUCAGCGCUCUCCGUAUCGAGGAUAACGAGGAACCAAACCUUCCAACGAAUGACGAAAACACAUCUUGCCAAAGUCAACCAAACAAUGCUGGCAUUUUCAAGGCUGACGAUUCCUUCGACGAAUUUAAUAUUGUGUACGUUCCACUGAGCGAGCGAGUCAAAUUAUCCAAAGAAAUCGACCCAGAUAAGAAAAGAGUAUCUCGAAAAAUGACUCUCGGCUUUGAAGAUCUCAUGAAUGAUAGCGAUCUUUGAAUCUCAAGGUUAUAGUCAAUAGGUUUUUUUUAUAAAAAAAUUUUAUUCACUCAGCAAGCAGUUCAAGAGUCGUAUGUCAAUAUCACAUCUAAAUAAAAAACGAUGUCCGGAAACUUACAAAAGAAAUUGAGAUAAGGAAUAUUUAUGGAUGUUUCUUCUCACAAUUUUGCCUAGAAAUUGUCAAAAAAUGUUUGGACGAUUCUUCGUGCCCUGGCAACUCAUCUGAGAUUUCCGUUCAUCGAUGUACUUCUGCAGGACAUCGGUAGCGUUUUUAAGGUUCGACAAACCUCGAAUUCUCCGAAUUUUCCGUUUUUCUUCACGUACUGUUUCCUCGUGGAACCAUUUCUCUUUCUUCCGCAAAAUCUCUUCGACUUUUUUCUAAUUGAUUGAGCAGACAUUUUUUGAGAUAUUAUUUGUUCGUUCUUAUCGAAAAAUCGUGGAGAAAAAUUCUCAGAGUAGCUGUCUCGCCUCUUUUCAUACAUUCAGCCUGAGAACCUGAGAAGUGAACUUUUCAACGGACGAGUAACGAGACAACUGCCAGGUUAAAUGCCUAAUCUUCUAUAAACCUCGGCUCGUGCUCUCUCAUGAUCUUCUAACUCUUCUAAUCUUGCUUCUUCGCUCUUUUCCCAGGCUCUUUGGACGAUUCUCAAAUGCUCCAUUUUCCCUUCGGGCAACCAAUCGAUCAGCAAAUUUUCGGCUUCACUCGUUUUUAUCAUUAACGAUUCGAUCUAAGAAAAAUUGAAGUUUCGUUUGCUCGUGAUAUUGGUAAAUAUUUUCAAAAUUUCACUCAAUAUUUCAAAAAAUAUAUUGACAAAUAUGAGGACGAAUAAUUUUCCCCUACGCCGUCGAGAAUGGAUCUAAAUUCUUGUUCUUGAAAGGCCAGUUUCUCAUUGAUCUCUUGCCACAUGUCCAUUCGUUCCCGCAUCUCUGGUCGACGGUUUCGCAUCUCUCCGAUCAUGACGUUACACAUUUUCACGUCUCGCUUGAAAAAGUCUAUUUCGCUUUUGGUCAGCCGAAAUUUACAGUGCUUCCCGCGCUUACUCAUUUUGACAGCAUCUUUCGAAAGCUUUUCCACAUUGUGAAACAUUUCUUUCAAUUCCUGGCUAAACUCACAGGGGCAAGCUUGCGGACACUUGUGAGCACGUUUUCGUUUCGUGUACCGUUCCAUUUUGAAAUUUGCCUUAAGGAGAAGAAAACAAAUAUUAGCACAAAUCGAAUGGAAACUCGAAGAUCAGUUUUCCAACGAAUCUCCAUUGGAAUAGGCACAUUUUUCGGGAUUUCGAGAAAAUCGUUGGUCGGAUCUUUUGAUUUUUCCUUGAAACUUUGUGAAAAAAUUUCUGACGACUUUUCUCCUUCGUUGUUCUCUCCGUGCAUCGAGUUUUCCAAAUUUUCACGAGUUCGUUCAGCCUCGAUAAUUGGAGUAGUUCUUUCACUCUCAAUCCUUUUAGGCUCAGUCGGAAUUGUUUCGAUCGGAUUCGUGGUCUGGAUUAAAAUCGGAUCCUCCGUGCUCGAAACUUAAAAAAAGUGAUGAUUCAUUGAAAAAAUUCAUUCUAACGUUUUUGACAAUGUUUUCAUUCCACUUUUUUCUCAAUACUUUGAUUUUGUUCGGACCUUGUGAGACCAAAGUGCGCUCCGAAGUGUCCCCCGCCUCUUCGUGAUCACCCGAGGAUCGAUCGUCGUUCGGGGAUUUCGGCGACUCCUUGGACUCGCUACUAAAAUGCGUCGUUUUCGUUUUCAUGUAUUUUUUCCCGGAUUUAUUCUCGACUCAACGAUCUCAAUGAUUUUAUUUAAGUUGCCAACCUUCCCUGAGUGACGGUGCCAGCUUUGGGAUUUUUCUUGAAUGCUUUGCGAGCCGCCGACCGAAUUAUUUGGCAUUUGGAAAUCAAUCUGCUCGAAAUAAUCGAAAAUACAAAAGCGUCAAAAAAUCUCUUAAUUCGGAAAAUAAGAAAUUGUACGAGAGACAAACCGAUCGAUGAAUUUUCGUCCGAAUUUUGGCUUCUGGCAGAGACAAAAUUCAAAUUUUUCCAUUGGAAUCUUCGACUCCUCGAGUCCUUCGUCAUUUCCUGCACGAUUGUCGACAUAUUUUUCUGCUCUGUCACCAAAUGCCAGAUCCGAUUGUUCCACCGUCGAGACCAACGAACCAGUGCCUAUUAUUUCUCAAAGAAUGAACAAUUUCGUAAAUCUUCGUUAGAAUGUCCAUCACUCUGUGAACGAAUCCACGAAAUAAAUGGUUGAAAAAUU
Molecule: messenger RNA, 4758 nt
Organism: Venturia canescens
Lineage: Eukaryota; Metazoa; Arthropoda; Insecta; Hymenoptera; Ichneumonidae
Gene: Gen
Product: XPG-like endonuclease
Exons: 6
Coding region: 397-2517 (706 amino acids)
Molecular function (GO): four-way junction DNA binding; 5'-flap endonuclease activity
Source: RefSeq, a predicted model, not a curated record